AUGGCUCUCCAAGGCAAGCUCCACCACCCAAAGCGCUUCAUCACAACGCACAAUGACAAGGGUGAGGCCGUCAUCGACACCUCACUACCGGAGGACGCACCGUUUUACCCGAUUCCCGGCGGCGCAGGCUUCGCGCAGGCCUACGUGACCAAGGGCUUCCCCACACAGCUCAACGACGGCGCCGACAUGGCCGUCUACAAGCAAUACCUCGACAGCGCGCCGGGACUGACCGUCUCGGACGGCACUGUCCUGCGGUACGUCGACAUCCCGCCGGCCUCGCUGUCUCCCAUGCACCGCACCGUCAGCCUGGACUAUGGCGUCGUGCUGGACGGCGAGGUCGAGCUCAUCCUGGACUCGGGGGAGACGAGGGUCUUGCAGAAGGGCGACGUGUGCAUCCAGAGGGCUACAAUGCACGCUUGGAGAAACCUCAGCGACACGGAGUGGGCGCGGAUGUUGUACAUUCUGCAGCCGGCGCAGCCGCUCCAGGUCGUGGGCAAGGAGUUCAAGGAGGACCUUGCUGAUAUGCAGGGCGUGAGAUCGUCGACAUAG
This is a messenger RNA of Thyridium curvatum, 549 nucleotides long. RefSeq lists its product as uncharacterized. NCBI's taxonomy places the organism in Eukaryota, Fungi, Ascomycota, Sordariomycetes, Thyridiales, Thyridiaceae. The coding region runs from base 1 to 549 and encodes 182 amino acids. The transcript has a single exon. The record is from RefSeq and is a predicted model, not a curated record.